This is a messenger RNA of Rotaria sp. Silwood2, 465 nucleotides long. The record is from the annotation of a GenBank genome assembly. NCBI's taxonomy places the organism in Eukaryota, Metazoa, Rotifera, Eurotatoria, Philodinida, Philodinidae.
AUGAUAACAUUCCAGGAAAGUGCUUCAAUUGAUUCUUCUGAAGCUUUUGAUGAUAAACCAAACGGUCUAGCAAAAAAUUCAUCAUAUAAUAACAACGUUCGUCCUAGAAACUCAGCAAACUCAAACGGAGGAUCUGAUACACUAAAAAUUAUUGGAUUGAUACUCGGAAUACUUUUACUUAUUGGUUUCAUCAGUGGUGCUAUUUAUUUUAUAACUCGAAAAUAUUACUUUAAUAAGUCUUCAUCAUCAUCAGUGAAUGUCGAAAAUGAAAAUGAAGAUUCAUAUUCUCUUGGUGAAGAUCAAACUCAACAAUCAUUAGCUGCAACAUCAAUGAAUGAAACAAAUACAGAUGUAUUUACGAAUCUACCGUCAAAAGAAGAUAAAACUUUUGUCACAUUACACUCACCUGAUGGAAAUAAACGUCAAAAAGCAGAUACUAGUAUGGUUUUUAACGAAGAUAUGUAA